AUGUACUUCUCCAACACGCUCCUCGCACUCGCCCCCCUCUUCCUCACCUUCAGCAGCUCAAACGCCGCACCCAGCAGCUCUAACAAUACCAUUGGCAACCAUAUCCCCAACCCCAACUACGACCCCCAACUCCCCCUCUCCCAGACCCCCCUCCAAAAAGACUCUUCCCUCAACAUCUACAUCAGACCCUCCUCAUCCACCCCAAUCAACAAUGCCGCCCUCUACAGCGCCCUCAUCGAGCUCACGCAAGCCCUCACACAAGCCCUGCAGGACCAGCCCAACGCGCCCUACCACCCAGGCGAAGGGCUCUCACUCUCGGGCACCUUCGUGCAGAGUCCCACCGACCCCGUCGACAUCGGCGCCGACGUGCACUUCGGCCAGACGUGGGCCCAGUACAACAAUACGAACGGGCAACCAUUCACGUGGAGCGGCAUGCUGGACAUUACGAAGACUUUGGCGGAUUUCGUGACGGACCCGGCGAAUGCGCCCUCGGGCUCGUACUAUGAGAGUCAGAUUAAAAUUGGGAGGGGUGGUGAUACGACGCUGGCGGGCUGGGAUCGUGUGGAUGUUGUUGGUGGCGGGUGCUUUAGUCCGAAGAGGGGCGGGUGCAGUACCGCUACUUAG
Molecule: messenger RNA, 624 nt
Organism: Bacidia gigantensis
Lineage: Eukaryota; Fungi; Ascomycota; Lecanoromycetes; Lecanorales; Ramalinaceae
Exons: 1
Coding region: 1-624 (207 amino acids)
Source: RefSeq, a predicted model, not a curated record